AUGUUUCACCAAGGACCGUGGUUGAAGCCAUAUAUAGAUCUAAACACAGAUAUGAGAACCAAAGCGACCAACGAUUUUGAAAAGGAUUUCUUUAAACUCAUGAACAAUUCGGUGUUUGGAAAAACUAUGGAGAACAUCCGGAACCGCGUAGACAUCCGACUCGCCACACAAGACAGACAGAUAGAGAAGUGGGUUGCCCGGCCCAAUUUCAAGAGCAGCACUGUUUUCACAGAAAACCUGGCCGCUAUUCAUAUGAGCAAAACCACCUGUUAUUUCAACAAGCCCAUUUAUGUCGGAAUGAGUGUUUUGGACAUAUCGAAGACGUUUCUUUAUGACUUCCAUUAUAAUGUUCUGAAGAAGAAAUAUGGCAACAGGGUUAGAGUCGAGUAUACUGACACAGAUUCUCUUAACGUGGCCAUAGUCACCAAUGAUGUUUACGAGGAUGUGAAAAGCAUGAUUGAGCAUUUCGAUACCAGCGACUAUAAAGAAAAUAACCUCUACGGCAUGCCCCGCGUAAACAAGAAGGUCUUGGGUAAGUGGAAAAACGAACUCACCGGUGUGGUGAUGAGGGAGUUUGUGGGUCUGAGGUCGAAGAUGUACGCAUACAAGGACGAAAAGAAAAAAAGCGGAAAGAAGGCCAAAGGUGUGAAGAAAUCCGUAGUAAAACACGAGCUGACGUUCGACGAUUAUAAGACCUGCCUGUUUGACAGUGUGGACAUUUAUAAAACAAUGAACUCCAUAAGAAGCAAGGGCCACGAACUCUACUCGAUAGAGCUGCACAAAAAGUCCCUAUCUGCUCAUGAUGAUAAACACUACAUUCUAGAUAACGGCAUUGACACUCUUCCGUGGGGCCAUUACAACGUGCCGAUUGAACUAGUCGCAGAGCUGGAGAUUCAAGCGGCUGAAGAUAUAGAUUAA
This is a messenger RNA of Macrosteles quadrilineatus (aster leafhopper), 918 nucleotides long. RefSeq lists its product as uncharacterized. The coding region runs from base 1 to 918 and encodes 305 amino acids. The record is from RefSeq and is a predicted model, not a curated record. Lineage: Eukaryota; Metazoa; Arthropoda; Insecta; Hemiptera; Cicadellidae. Gene Ontology annotation, molecular function: nucleic acid binding; nucleotide binding. The transcript has a single exon.